CUCUAUCAGUCCGUAAAAUGGACCCAUUACAUGGAAACCAAUCACAUACAGGGUUACACGGCGCCAGUGUAUCAUCAGAGGGCCAACCCGGUAGAACGCCGUAUUCAAGAACUCAAGAAGACCAUCCGCGCCUUGGUCAUCGAGCGUCCAGCGCGCUGGCAAGAGGCCUUGCCAGAAGCCUUGUUUGCUUUGCGCACUCGAACCAACGCCGCCACGGGAGCUUCGCCGGCCAUGUUGCUAUUUGGCCAAAAUAUACGACGUCCUGGGGAUUGGGUGAUACCCGAAGCCGCCAGACCACCACCAGAACCCCGCAACGAACGUUUAGCCAGAGCCCGCCGCCGACAAGAAGUUUACCAGAGAAAUCUAUUCCCUGAGCCUCGAGAAGCCCCACGUCAUUAUCAACGAGGAGAUUUAGUCCUCACCAAAACCAGACCUGGCAACCCGCCGUUCGCACCCAAAUGGUCAGGGCCAUACCCAAUCGUCGAGGUCCUGGGCGACGGCGUGUACGUGGUAGAUCAAAAUGGCAACGCUCAGCCUAUCCACGUCGACGAUCUACGUACACCACCUCCUCCCCGAGCUAACGACAUGGACGAGGCCCCAGCCGAUCCUCCAGAGCCUGGAGAACCCGACGACGACGGCACUGCCAGCCGUAUUGGGGACGAAGAUGACGUGGUGGUUCACCCCGAGCCACUUCCUGACAUUCCAGCCCGUGUCGAGUUGCCUAGCCGACCCACGACUCCGACGUCACCACAGCCAAGCUGCUCAGUUCCCCACGAGCCGCUAUACCGUACACGAGUAUGGCAUCCCAGUACCAGACCGCCGCCGCAGCCCGGAGGUCGACCACGUAGGCGUCGGUCCGUAAUGGUCAUCGUGUCUCCCACAGCGAGCCGCAGCAGUCCCAACUUCGAGCCGUCAACCUCGGCCAGCGAUGCAGCCCACGCCGAGCCACCCGACGACCCCGACCCAAACAUCGCCAGCACGUCCACCUACGGGGAAGUGUAAGUGCGCGCAGUGACGGCAAGUGCCGCGAACGACGCGAGUGCCGCGGAAUCGGUGUCGGUGCGCCGGUGACACCACGAGUGCUUCGACAAAAACUUUAAUUUGGACUCGAUUCUAUUUUGAUAACACGUUUUGCAAGUUGAAUCGACAAAAACCUUUGUCAUACGGUCGAACAGCACUUGCAGAUCGUCACCUGAAAUUUUUGUAAAUAUUAUUUUUGACUGGAAAUUUAUCUUUUGUUAACUGUUUUUGAAAAAUUUUGUUAUGUUUGUUGUUUACAUGUAUAUACGUUGUAUUUUCCUUAUACUAUGAUUAUUUAACUUGUUGUUUAACCAUUUUAUGUUCUUGUACCUGUUUCAGAUUUUUGUAUGGGAUUUUGAUUUUAUUGUUCAAUAAAGUCAGGAACAAUCCCAGUGCAAAGUCUCGGACCGGGGGGAUGUCGUCGGAGCGGCGUGUGACGUCACUCCGACGUUCUAGUGGGCGGAGCCUAACUGUAUGGCACCGAACCCUAUAAAAGGCGGGGGUACCCGACCUCCGCAGCUCACUCUCGCCCCAGCCUCGCACCGUGCAACAUCGCACCAAAGCUUUGCACUGAGAUUUCCUGUUAUCACCAA
Molecule: messenger RNA, 1613 nt
Organism: Anoplophora glabripennis (Asian longhorned beetle)
Lineage: Eukaryota; Metazoa; Arthropoda; Insecta; Coleoptera; Cerambycidae
Biological process (GO): DNA integration
Molecular function (GO): nucleic acid binding
Source: RefSeq, a predicted model, not a curated record